AAUAAUUGAACUUUCAGUCACUAUACGGGUACUGAUUUUGAUCUAGCAAUUCCACACUAUGAUGACUUAACCAUGACUGGAUUUAAGCAUACGAUUUUUGGAAGUUGACCAAUUCAUUCUCGAAGCAAAAGCAUGUCUACGCUUCUAGCGCUACCCUUUGCAGGUAACAGCCAGCCACAUCAGCCAGCACUUCCAAUGGACAUCCGAGGGCGAACCACCGCCAAGGAGAAGAGGAAGGAGAGACGGGACGUCGGGGACCUGGUGGCCAAGAAAAGGUUGGAGAACAUACGACUUCACAGUGCCCACACCCGGCACCGCAACGGCAUCAUCAACGCGGCCGAAAAGAACCGGCUGCUCAACACCGAGAAGCAGAUGGACCUGCUGCAGCGGCGGGCCGCAGCCAACAUCUCCCGCUACCAGCACCAACUGCGCCAGGAGCUGUACGAGAUGGAGGCUUCCCGGCGUGCCCUGCGCCACCACUCCGUGACCGAGGUGUCCAGCGAGGCCCACACGGACAUGAAAGGCUUGGCCAAAUUUGCGGCUCGAGGCCGGUACCUGUACUCGGUCCGCAACGAGACACGUUCCCAGAAGGAGGAAAUGGAGUCCUACAACGGCCGACUGGAGCAGGCCACCAAGCUGCUCAGACCGGCCCGGAGGCAAAGCGUGGCGGCCAUGGACAACGGUAAGAACAUGGGAUCCAAUCCAUCUGACACGUACCAUGAGAUUGGCAGGAGGAUAAGUAUGGCCAGGCUCAACUCCAUGACAGAGGAACAUUUCGAAAACGAGUGUCCAAUAAACGAAACAGAACCAACCACCGACACACCUGUUGAUGAACAAGCGCUCCCUGACCACAGCAACUCGUUGCCACCGCCCUUCGACAUGGUCAAGCUCCGUUCUGAACUGGGCCCAGACCUACAAAAAGAACUUGACAGUCUUGAAAUCGAUGAUGGCCGAGGUACAUGUCUCAUUCCGAUACAUCCCAGCCCGAAUUACGAGGUGUGUCCAACGGAGCUCAAUCCCCCCACCAAUGCCACGAAAUGUUCGCCCAAGCCCCCAGCCAAAUUGAAGCUGCCGCCGGUACAGGUCAACCGACAUUUCAUCUUAAGAAAACCAUCUACCAAACAGCUACUAGCCUCAAUAGCAAAACCAACACUCAGCACAGUCUCUGAGACCUGACGGUGCACGUGUAACUGUCUUUCUGCAUGUAUUCUCAACAAUAAUGUAGCACUCGGCACUUUAAAUGAGACGUUUCCACUGGCUUGGUGAUUUGUGAUUUCACGAUAUUGCACAAAUGUUCUGCCUUUAAUUCCAGAAAAUAGU
Messenger RNA from Acanthaster planci (crown-of-thorns starfish), 1320 nucleotides. RefSeq lists its product as uncharacterized. Lineage: Eukaryota; Metazoa; Echinodermata; Asteroidea; Valvatida; Acanthasteridae. The record is from RefSeq and is a predicted model, not a curated record.